CGCGGACAGCGGCACAGGGAUGUCGUCCGCGCGGCGGGAGACCUGGACGCGUGUCACCUUCAGCGGAGCGCGAGCGCCGGCUGUUGCUAGGCGACCAGAGGCUGGGAUGAGCGGGGAGGCGUGUCCUAACAAGCUUGGAUCAACCAAUCAGCUGCGACUUCUUCUGUACAUCCUGGUUCCCACAGUGAGCCUGCUGGGAGCCCUGCUGCUGGGGGGGCUGAUCCUGACAGGUAUCUUCAGCAGCGGUGUCCUUAACUCCGCCCCCCUUCCCUCCCCGAAGCCCAUGUCUGACACCGACCCCGGUUACCAUGACAACCGCACAAGCCCCUCCUCCUCAUCCCCUUUCGCCGCCACAGAAAACGCCACCUCAGACGCGCCGACACGAGGCCCCGCCCACACACAGAGCACACCUGCCGCCGUGACUGAGACCGCCUCCUCUCAGGCCACACCCACUCAGGUCUUCACAGAGCCGCCUCCUGAUUGGCUGACAUCUGUGACCUCACUGAGCACUGCCUGGCCAAUCAGCACCACCGCUGCCCCCGACACAGGAAGCUGUCAGCUGAUCGUGGAGCCGCAGUGUCACAUGUUACCGUACAACCAAACAUGGCUGUCCUCCGCUGUUUCUGUGGUGAAGAGUUCAGAGGUCGACAUGUUACUAAGGUUCUUCAGUUACCUCAGCAGACUGUCCUGUUACAGACACAUCAUGCUGUUCGGCUGUUCACUGGCACUGCCUGAGUGUGUCACCACAGACACCUACAGCAGACGCCUGGUUCUUCCGUGCUCGUCCUUCUGCGAGGCUGCCAGGGAAGGCUGUGAACCCGUCCUCCAGAUGUUCAACGCCUCGUGGCCUGACUUCCUGCGCUGUUCCCAGUUCAGCAACGCCUCGUCUGCAUCAUCUGCAUCAGCGUCGCCCGUAGCAACAGAAGGCCCCGCCCCCCCAGCGUGUUACACACCCAGACACAUCAAAGGCAAAUCAUCUGUGUGCGGUGGGAAAGAGCACUUCCUGUGUGCGACGGGGAUUUGUGUCCCCCAGAAACUGGUGUGUAACGGAUACAACGACUGUGACGACUGGAGCGACGAGACGCACUGUGUUUGUCCAGACGCUGAGUUUCGCUGUGACACUGGACGCUGUUUGUCUCCUGAUCUGGUCUGUGACGGAUACGACGACUGUGGAGACAUGAGCGACGAGACGCACUGUGUGUGCGACCUGAGUCGGGAGCAUCGCUGCGGUGACGGUCGCUGCGUGUCCACAGACUGGCUGUGUGACGGAGACCACGACUGUCUGGACAAGAGCGAUGAGCUCAACUGCUCCUGUCGGAGUCAGGGUCUUCUGGAAUGUCGGAACGGUCAGUGUAUUCCAUCUGCGUUUCGUUGCGACGGUGAAGACGACUGUAAAGACGGGAGUGACGAAGAGCAGUGUGUUAAAGAGCAGACUCAGGGGGCGUGUCCUCCUGGUCAGCCCAGCUGUAUCUCCACUUCCUGUUCGUCGUCAUGUGGGGGAGGGGCCAACGCCGUCUGUGACCCCCGAAACAACAGCAGCUGCACCCGCUGUGAGCCAAUCAGCUUGGAGCUGUGUAUGAACCUGCCCUACAACCUGACCAGCUUCCCCAACCACCUGGGCCACCUGUCGCAGAGGGAGAGCUCCGUGUCCUGGGAGGCCUCCCUGUUCCCGGCGCUGGUCCAGACCGGGUGUUACCAGUACCUCAUGUUCUACGCCUGCACCCUGCUGGUCCCCAAAUGUGACCCCCUGACCCUGCAGAGGGUCCCGCCCUGCAGGUCGUUGUGUCGUAAUGCGAAGGAGAAGUGUGAGUCGGUGCUCGGCAUUGUGGGAUUGCAGUGGCCGGAGGACUCGGACUGCAGUCAGUUUCCGGAGGACGGCGGGAACAGCACGUGUCUCCUGCCGGAGGACGGAGUGGACGAAUGCUCUCCGAGUCACUUCAAGUGUCGGUCGGGUCGCUGCGUCCUAGCGACAAAACGCUGCGACGGACACGUGGACUGUGACGACCACAGCGACGAGGAGCACUGUGGCUGUUCUGAGCGCGCUCUGUGGGAGUGUCCGGGCAGUAAAGUGUGCAUUCAAAGCAGCAUGAUCUGCGACGGGUUCCCAGACUGCCCCCUGCUGGUGGACGAGGCCAACUGCUCGACGUGCAGAGACAACGAGCUGCCCUGUAACAACCACCAGUGUGUCCACCGAACGCUGUGGUGCGACGGCAAGAAGCACUGCUCCGACAGCUCCGACGAGUGGGACUGCGUGUCUCUGUCGGACCGGGCCGGGUCGGUUCUGACCGUGUUCAGGACGGCGGCGGAGUACCAGGUCUGUGGGGACGAGUGGAACCAUGAACUGAGCCAACUGACCUGCAACCAGCUGGGACUAGGGGUUCCCGCCUCCGUUUCCAUGGUACCCGAUCAGCCCGGCGUUCCCGGUCGUCGGCGUUGGUUACACGUCCAUCCCGAGUGGAACCUGCGGAACGCUACGGCUCUGCAGGCGCGACUGGAGAAGAGGAGCCACGCGUGUCAUUCCAGGAGGCGGGUGUCGCUCCUGUGCACCAGAGAAGACUGCGGCCUCCGCUCCACGGUGGGCAUGUACCGCCACAGGAAGAAGAGGAUUCUGGGAGGUCGAGUGUCCCGUCAGGGGGCAUGGCCUUGGCAGUGCUCCCUGCAGAGCGGUCAGAGCGGUCACGUGUGCGGCUGCGUCCUCAUUGGUCGGAAAUGGGCUCUGACCGUCGCUCACUGCUUCGAAGGGAGGGAGAGUGCAGACCUGUGGAAGGUGGUCCUGGGUCUUAAUAACCUGGACCAUCCUGGUCUUCACAGUCAGACCCGGGGCGUUCGCUCCAUCCUGGUCCACCCGCGCUACAACCGGGCUGUGGUCGACUAUGACAUCAGCGUGGUGCAGCUGGACGCCGAGAUCGACGAGACACCGUUCGUGAGACCGGUUUGUCUGCCUGGAGCCGGACAGCUGCCGUCACCCGACACCUACUGUUACAUCACAGGGUGGGGUCACAUGGGCAACCGCAUGCCGUUCAAACUCCAGGAGGGUGAGGUGCGCAUCAUCUCCUUUUCUCAGUGUCAGUCGUACUUUGACAUGAAGACCAUCACUCCCAGAAUGCUUUGCGCCGGUUAUGACGCUGGGACCGUGGACUCCUGCAUGGGGGACAGCGGCGGUCCCCUGGUGUGCGAGGACGCCAGCGGGCGCUGGACGCUGUUCGGUUUGACGUCCUGGGGCAGCGUCUGCUUCAGUAAAGUCCUGGGACCUGGAGUCUACAGCAACGUGACCCACUUCACCCCCUGGAUCCGACGGCAGAUCUACGUCCACACCUACCUGACCAACUGAUGCAUUCCAGGCCACGCCCACAACCAACACUACAGCCCCCACGAUGCACCGCAGUCUCGGAGCGCCUCAGCAGGGUUAGACCAGAUGACAGGACAGGGAGGUCAAAGGUCAGAGUCCAGGACCAGAAACCAGGUCUCAGACGCAGAAUGAACUGAUGACCUCCAGCGCUGGGCGACGUGUCGCCUGCACCGGACCAGAACCAGCUGAUCUGAAACCCAUGUGAGCGAGUUUAUAAAGACACGGACACACGAUCCGACUAAAGGAACUAGCGUUAGCCUUCACUUUGAAAAACAGAUGAAUGUUCAUCAAACACCUACAAACAGCUGACAUUAGCAACCACAGCUAAUGCUAAUGAAGCUGACCAGCAGCUAAUGUUAGUUAGCGAGGUACCCGAAGCUAAUGUUAGCUAGUGAGCUAACCAAGGCUAAAGUUAGCUAGCAAGAUAACCGAAGCUAAUAUUAGCUAGUGAGCUAAGCACAGCUAAUGUUAGCAAGCAAGCUAAGCAAGGCUAAUGUUAGCUUGUGAGCUAAGUGUAGACUGAGAGAACAUUACAAAAAGUUGAAGUUCUUUUAGUAAAUAGCAGAUUUGUGUCAGUGUCAAAUGUUUAUUUUAUUCAUACGGAAAAAAACUAAGCUAGUCUUUUACUCCUGAACUUCAGAUCCUGGACAGUUUGUUUGUUUAAGAAAAAUUAACAGAAAUCUUCUAUUUCAUCACAAUAACAAACCAAAGAUCGCAUUAGUUGAACCUCCUGUACAAUAGGACGUUGUGUUUUAACGUCCAUGUGGAACGGAUCUGGGUUCUGAUUCUGGUCCAGAUCAGGCAGAGGCCGGUACUAAUGUUGGGGUUCUUAUCGAACUAAACCGGACCCGUCGUCUCUGCGUCCCCUUCUGGACUCAGUGUUUGUUCAAACGUCGCUGCCGUCGCUUUGUUGGUUUCGCUGAAUCCGAGCUGCUGCUGAAACUGACCACGAUGCUUCACUCUCUAGUGCCUGUUCUUCAACUUCGCAGUUUAAAACAACCUGUUACCUGUAAAAUGUUAAAAUGUCGCAUUGUGUGUAGGUGUGAGUGCGGAUGAGGAUUAUUUUGCUAAACCGCCAUCCGUUUGGGCAACUUCUGAAACAUGUACUUUACAUUUUAAAUCUGAAACAACAUAACUAUAAUCGCAGAUUUAAAGACGUUUAAAGCACAUUUUCCCUGAAAGAUGACUUGUAGAAAACACUUAAUUCAGUCGCUAACAGCUCAGUGUUGCUCUGUGACGCUAACAGAAACAUAUCCUAGCUUUAGCUUUUUACUUACAAAACUUUUUUUAUUAAAUAGUGCAGUUUAAAAAAAAAACUUUUAUGCUAGUGCCAUGCUAACAGCCAGGUUAGCGCCUGUAGGGAUGUGAAGCACAAGUGUAGCUCAUUAGAUAAUGUGUUGUCAUAGAGUUAGCAUUAAGCUACAUUAGCUUUUUCUAUGUAUUCUUGAACCAUAUUGGUAAAACAGUAGUUUCAAACUAGCUAGAAGCAGCUAAGCUAACAGAGUGUAAGGUUAGCAUUAAGACAGGUGUUAGUGUCGACGAAGCUAAAGGCUAACGGUCGUUUGAGACGGUAUAUCUGAUCCGUUUGUUCGUUUAGUGAAUCAUCGUCUGAAAACAUCGUCAUGGUUUUGACUGUUAGUUUUUCUGGUUUGUUUAGUUGUCGUAUGUGUUCGUUUCCAUGGUGAUGCCAGUGCGUUUAUAAAACAGUAGAACUGGUCCUUUCACAGUUUGGUGUUUCAUAUGUUUAUUUUCUAAUUAAUACAUUUGUUAUUUUUGACGCUAGUUUCUUCAGGUUUUAUGUGUCAAUGACGGUUCUGUUCAGGUGGAUCCAGAAGGAACCGGACCCCCAAUGGCAUCCCAACACCCCCGGGGGGGGGGGGGGCGGCAGCACGGCACCACCUGCAUUGAGAAACACUAUUUUAGAUGAACUGGAACACAAAGAAAAGUAAAAACCCAGUGGGGAGUGCUGACCUGCACAAGCAUGGAAACACCCCCUAAAUGUCCUGGAAACACCCCCUAAAUGUCCUGGAAACACCCCCUAAAUGUCCUGGAAACACCCCCUAAAUACCCUGGAAACACCCCCUAAAUACCCUGGGAACACCCCCUAAAUGUCCUGGAAACACCCCCUAAAUACCCUGGAAACACCCCCUAAAUACCCUGGGAACACCCCCUAAAUACCCUGGGAACACCCCCUAAAUACCCUGGGAACACCCCCUAAAUACCCUGGGAACACCCCCUAAACACCCUGGGAACACCCCCUAAAUACCCUGGAAACACCCCCUAAACACCCUGGAAACACCCCCUAAAUGUCCUGGGAACACCCCCUCAAUACCCUGGGAACACCCCCUAAAUGUCCUGGGAACACCCCCUAAAUACCCUGGAAACACCCCCUAAAUGUCCUGGGAACACCCCUAAAUACCCUGGAAACACCUCCUAAAUACCCUGGGAACACCCCCUAAAUACCCUGGAAACACCCCCUGAAUGUCCUGGGAACACCCCCUAAAUACCCUGGAAACACCCCCUAAACACCCUGGGAACACCCCCUAAAUGUCCUGGGAACACCCCCUAAAUACCCUGGGAACACCCCCUAAAUGUCCUGGGAACACCCCCUAAAUACCCUGGAAACACCCCCUAAAUGUCCUGGGAACACCCCCUAAAUACCCUGGAAACACCUCCUAAAUACCCUGGGAACACCCCCUAAAUACCCUGGGAACACCCCCUAAAUACCCUGGGAACACCCCCUAAAUACCCUGGGAACACCCCCUAAAUACCCUGGGAACACCUCCUAAAUACCCUGGAAACACCUCCUAAAUACCCUGGAAACACCUCCUAAAUACCCUGGGAACACCCCCUAAAUACCCUGGGAACAUCCCAUAAACCCCCAUAAACCCCCGUAAACCUCCGUAAACCCCCGUAAACCCCUGUAAACCCCAGUAAACGCCCCAUUCAAAGUGGGCCCUCGGUGUUCGUGUGAACCCGGCGUCGUAGUUUUUGGCUUUAGUUUUGUCGUACGUUAACCCUUCGCAGAUGGGCGUUUCCGUCACCAGUUGCCCGACGCGGCGGCGGCGUGCGCUGAUGCUGACGUCUGACUGACGGACAGAACAUUCCAGGCGGGUGUUGUGUUGUUGUUGUUGUUUUGUGUGUUUGGUUUUUUAAGAGUAUUUUUCUACGGCUUUUGUAUGCGUCUGCGAACGUGCGAGUGUGUCUGUGUCGACGCAGAUGCCGAGCGUCGCUGUUGCCGUGGGUUACGUGCAGGUGUGUGUGUGUGUGUGUGUGUGUGUGUGUCGUCGGUGAACCUUUGGUUUGUAAAGGCCUCUGUAUCAUGAAUAAAGCUGGACUCUGUG
Messenger RNA from Sphaeramia orbicularis (orbiculate cardinalfish), 6693 nucleotides. RefSeq names its product corin, serine peptidase (gene corin). The coding region runs from base 20 to 3331 and encodes 1103 amino acids. The record is from RefSeq and is a predicted model, not a curated record. The transcript is spliced from 24 exons. NCBI's taxonomy places the organism in Eukaryota, Metazoa, Chordata, Actinopteri, Kurtiformes, Apogonidae. Gene Ontology annotation, cellular component: membrane. Gene Ontology annotation, molecular function: serine-type endopeptidase activity; protein binding. Gene Ontology annotation, biological process: proteolysis.